CCAAUCUUUCUCUCCACCGCCAUGUGAAGUCUGUCCCCUCUCUCUCUCUCUCUCUCUCUCUUCCAAACCUCUCCAAAUCCAAGCAUAGAGUCCCAAACCCCUUGCUCUCGCUUUGCCCAGUUCUCUGUCUUUCUUCAUCGUUAAUGGCUUCUCUGAGUGUUCCUAAGCUUCUAGCACUCUUCUCUUUUGUAAUAUUACUGGGUUUGUGUUCAUUCUCUGAUGCUCAGCUCGAUGAUACGAGCUUGAAGCUGAUGAGCGACGCAUUGGAAUGGCCAACCACAAUGUCAUUCUACGACGAGCUUGACGAAGGCGAUGAGGAGGAAGAAGACGUAGACGGUGCGUUUGGACGUAGAUCUCUCUUCUGGAGGAGAAUGAGGUACUACAUUUCUUAUGGUGCGCUUUCAGCCAAUAGAAUCCCAUGCCCACCUCGUUCUGGUAGGUCUUACUACACCCAUAACUGUUUCAAAGCCAGAGGACCUGUUCAUCCUUACACCAGAGGUUGCUCUCGGAUCACACGUUGCAGGAGGUGAAUAUAAUAUUAUGCAAUAUGAUCGAAGUUGUUUAUUUGGGUUUUAAUUUGUUUAAUUAAUCUUGUUUUGUUGGGUUGGAAAUUGGGAAUGUAUAAGAAUGUUGGGAGAUCUAAGAAUGUGGAACUGAUUUUUUCUUUUUUUUUCCUUUUUUCCUUUUUUUUUUUCUUUUUGGGGUAUAUUAGUGUGUUUGAGUGUGUCAUAGACUCAUAGCUACGCAUCAAUUCGUUGCUGGCUUAAUUUUAAUGGUGUAUUGUUAUUGUUGGCACUAUUAUUUCUAUGCGAAAGAGACAUUAUGUUCA
Ziziphus jujuba (common jujube) is the source of this 829-nucleotide messenger RNA. RefSeq names its product protein RALF-like 34. The record is from RefSeq and is a predicted model, not a curated record. The transcript has a single exon. Bases 144 to 530 code for a protein of 128 amino acids. NCBI's taxonomy places the organism in Eukaryota, Viridiplantae, Streptophyta, Magnoliopsida, Rosales, Rhamnaceae.